CUGGCUAGACCAAAAGGGUCCACGAUUUUGGUGUGCAUAAUGUUCGAUUCGGCAAUGGUAUAGCUUUCUACGUCCGUCUCUAAAGUGGAGGCGCUCGGAAGAAGCAGGUGCAUCAGUAAAAGCCACCAAUGCUUGUGGCACGGAGCUGUAGGCACCCAGCUGGCGAAUACGAAAAGGCCAUUGUUUUUCUGCGUCUUUUUUUUUUGUCUCACUAAUUGAUGCCAUGCCAAGGCUGUUCAGCAUACAUCGUUUGACGAAGGCUGUUUCUCGCUGACCCCGGGAUAAUAUAUGUGAUGAUGCAGCUACAGCACUGUAAGGUCAACCGCUCACCAGACCCCACCCACCUUACAGGCCCUGGCCUAUCAGGGAACUGGCCUCCGCACAGCAACCCAUUCCACCCCGCCCCCUGCAUGAGGGACAAGGCCACCCAGACCCCCAGGGCCUGGGCAGAUGAGCGCAGGAGAGGCUCCCACAAGCGCUCUGCCUCCUGUGGGAGCACAGACCAGCUGAAAGAGAUUGCUAAAUUGCGUCAGCAGCUUCAGCGGAGUAAGCGUAGCAGUCGUCAUCGCCGAGACAAGGACCGCAAGUCACCCUUCAAUGGCAACCAUGCUGCAAUCAUCGGGUCACAGGCCCAGAUGCCGAAGACCAUCCUGGUGCCAAUCCCCAUCUCCAAGUCCACCACGCCUCGCUUCAGGAACAGUGUGGAGGGCCUCAACCAAGAGAUCGAGCGCAUCAUCAUCAGAGACACCAGCGAACGGGACGAGGUCAUUGUUCCUCAGGAUGUGCCCGACGGGCACCGUGCCCCGCCCCCCCUCCCCCAGCGCAGCAGCAGCACCCGCAGCAUUGACACGCAGACGCCGUCCGGCGGAGGCCUGGGUCCCGGCGGCAACCAGAGCAACAGCAGCAGCCGCUCGGAUUCGGUGUCGCCGUCGUACCUGAGCAUCCUGAACGACAGCAGCCCACUGCCCGACGACGACACGCUGAGCGAGAGCAAGGAAAAAGAGCUGGGCCCCAUCUCCCCCUUGCCCAAGUACGCCUCGUCCCCCAAGCCCAACAACAGCUACAUGUUCAAGCGGGAGCCGCCCGAGGGCUGCGAGAAAGUCAAGGCCUUCGAGGAGUCCCAGCCCAGGCCUCUUCAGGAGAUCCCGUCUUAUCUCUGUCCAGACCGGAACAAGGUGAACUUCAUCCCCAAAAGUGGCUCCGCGUUCUGCCUGGUGAGCAUCCUCAAACCGUUGCUUCCGACCCCAGAGCGAGGCUUCCGUGGCGGGGUGGGCCUCCACAGCCUCUCCCCGUCUCUGGUCCCCCUGAGUGGAGUGGGCGUACGCAGCCUGUCCCCUGCCCUGGGCCUCUCCCGGUGCCCAGGCUCCCUGCACCAGCCCCACUGUCUGCCCAGACACCCGGAGGAGCCAGAAGGCAGCGUUUACCCUGACUGCCAGUUCUGAAGACCUGGCGCUUCACCGCGAACUUUUUCAGUUGCCGAGGAAACCACAUCAUCUAAAGACGGUCUCAGGCGGGGACCUAUUUCGUAGCAAAAUGAUGGAGGGAGCAGGAGAUGCUGAAAGCGCUGACAUGAAUCAACAAAAUGUGCCUGACACCCUGUCUGCAUCCUCUCUGUCUCCUGCAUUCCUCUCCCCCUCUCUCUCUCUCUCCAUCUCCCUCUCUCUCCAUCUCCCUCUCUCUC
This is a messenger RNA of Clupea harengus (Atlantic herring), 1681 nucleotides long. It is a transcript of the gene fam117ba, whose product is annotated as family with sequence similarity 117 member Ba. The record is from RefSeq and is a predicted model, not a curated record. NCBI's taxonomy places the organism in Eukaryota, Metazoa, Chordata, Actinopteri, Clupeiformes, Clupeidae.